Molecule: messenger RNA, 498 nt
Organism: Triticum aestivum (bread wheat)
Lineage: Eukaryota; Viridiplantae; Streptophyta; Magnoliopsida; Poales; Poaceae
Exons: 1
Coding region: 102-344 (80 amino acids)
Source: RefSeq, a predicted model, not a curated record
AGACCCUCUUCCUUUCUUCUCAAAGAAAGUUCUCUCCUUGCUCAGGCCUCAGCUCACUGCAAAUUCCCUACAUCGAUCCUCUCCCCAUCGUCGCUUGCAAAAUGGCUUCUUCUUCCAGCGCUCGAAGCAGCUGUGUGGCCACAUGCCUCGUGCUGCUUCUCCUGCUCGUCAGCCUGCGAGAAGCCUCCGCCGCGCGCCCGCUACGGCCGGCCGGCGACGUGUCCAGCGAGGUGAAGUACCCGGCGGUCGUCGACAAGUACGCGCCCCUUCUGCUCGCCAUGCUGCCGAGGGCCCCGACUCCGCCGUCCGCCCCGAGCGGUGGCACGAACGAGGCCAGGAACUGAUCGAUCUAUAGCACAGAAAUCGUUAGGCAUACCUACGUAUACUCAGUGGUUGAUGGUUUGUUCUGUUUUGCAGUACAAAAACUUGUACAGGAUUGUUAGAGUGGGAAACGGACGUAUAGUGUAGGAUAUUACCCCAAAAAUUAUACCUUCAUUC